AGAGUUCAGUGCGCCUGCGCAGUAUCGUGGGUGGGCGGGAGCGCCCUUCCAGGAGAUGGGGUGGCUGCUGUAGUAAGAGGUUGAUGCUGCGGCUCUUUCCCUGCAGUCCUGCAGAGGAAGCGUGCGUCCCUGGCGCUUCCUUAUUCUCUUCCGGCGGAGAGCUUGGGACGUGGUAAUGCCAGCCACACUCCUCAGAGCCGUGGCCGGAUCUCAUCGUAUAUUAUCAAAAGCACAUCAGUGCCGAAGAAUCAGUCAUCUAAUGUUAAAACCACUUAAGGAAUUUGAAAAUACAACAUGCAGCACACUGACAGUAUGUCAAAACUUGAAUUUGUUCCUUCCUGAUAAAACAGCUGGUGGUUUGAAUAAGUCUCAGAUCCUGGAAAUGAACCAAAAAAAGUCCAAUACAAGCCUGCUCUCUCCAUUAAAUGCUGCUCGUUGCCAAGAUGAAAAGGCACACCUUCCAACCAUGAAAUCCUUUGGUACUCACAGGAGAGUGACCCACAAACCACAUCUAUUGGGUUCUAAAUGGUUUAUAAAAAUAUUAAAGAGGCAUUUCUCAUCUAUAUCAACGGAAACAUUUGUUCCAAAACAAGACUUCCCACAGAUCAAGAGACCGCUAAAAGCAUCCAGGACCAGACAGCCAUCCAGGACCAACCUUCCAGUUUUGUCUGUGAAUGAGGACCUAAUGCACUGCACAGCAUUUGCAACAGCAGAUGAGUAUCAUCUGGGAAAUCUGUCUCAAGAUCUGGCCUCCCACGGAUAUGUUGAAGUAACAAACUUGCCUAGAGAUGCAGCAAAUAUUUUGGUGAUGGGUGUGGAAAAUUCUGCAAAAGAAGGUGAUCCUGGAACGAUAUUCUUCUUCAGGGAAGGAGCUGCUGUGUUUUGGAAUGUGAAAGACAAAACUAUGAAGCAUGUGAUGAAAGUUCUAGAAAAACAUGAAAUUCAGCCCUAUGAAAUCGCACUGGUACACUGGGAAAAUGAAGAACUUAACUACAUAAAAACAGAGGGACAGUCAAAACUUCACAGGGGGGAAAUCAAGUUAAAUUCAGAGCUGGAUUUAGAUGAUGCCAUUCUAGAGAAGUUUGCUUUCUCCAAUGCUCUCUGCCUUUCUGUAAAACUGGCAAUUUGGGAAGCAUCACUGGAUAAAUUUAUUGAAUCUAUUCAGUCAAUUCCUGAGGCUUUAAAAGCUGGGAAGAAAGUGAAACUAUCUCAUGAAGAAGUCAUGCAGAAAAUCGGGGAACUCUUUGCCUUAAGGCACCGUAUAAACUUGAGUUCAGACUUCUUGAUUACUCCUGAUUUCUACUGGGACAGAGAAAACCUGGAAGGACUUUAUGAUAAAACAUGUCAAUUCCUUAGCAUUGCCCGAAGAGUUAAGCUUCAGGCCAUCAAAGACGGUGGAACCAUUGCUGAUCUCAUUGUGUUCUGAACUGUCAGCAAGCCAAAUGCCACUGCUCUCGGCUUGGACGAGAACGUUAAUGGCAAAAUUGAUGAUCUGAUCUUUGACCUGGGUGGCAUUUGUUAGAUCUGUCCAUCCUUAGUAUUCAAGAUGGAAUUGCUGAAGUCAAGUCUACAACUGAGGAUACCCACCUGAGUGAAGAAUACCUUGACAACUAAGUGGUCAGCUGUUUCAUGGCUGAGAUCAACUGCAGGUAUAGAAAGGACACCUGUGAGAACAAGCAGGCUGCCCAAGCCCCUUCUGCCUCUACUAAAUGUACUCUUCAUUCUGGUGUCGGGGCCAAUUUGAGAUUGAGUCCCUCCAUGAAGGGGUUCACAUCUAUGCCUCUGCACAUGAGCAGCUGGAAGAAUCGAAGUCCCUGGCACCCUACACCUGUGGAGAAAGCCAUAAGCAGUGUCACCCAGACACACCACCAGUCUUUCACGGGUGGCUCCAUCUAUAUCCCCAAGAUUUAAAAUCUCCUAUAGGGCCGGGCGUGGUGGCUCAUGCCUGUAAUCCCAGCACUUUGGGAGGCCAAGGUGGGAGGAUGGCUUGAGGCCAGAAGUUCGAGGCCAGCCUG
Molecule: messenger RNA, 2015 nt
Organism: Chlorocebus sabaeus (green monkey)
Lineage: Eukaryota; Metazoa; Chordata; Mammalia; Primates; Cercopithecidae
Gene: RMND1
Product: required for meiotic nuclear division 1 homolog
Biological process (GO): positive regulation of mitochondrial translation
Source: RefSeq, a predicted model, not a curated record